Trichogramma pretiosum is the source of this 2438-nucleotide messenger RNA. RefSeq names its product dynein intermediate chain 2, ciliary. Gene Ontology annotation, molecular function: dynein light chain binding; dynein heavy chain binding. NCBI's taxonomy places the organism in Eukaryota, Metazoa, Arthropoda, Insecta, Hymenoptera, Trichogrammatidae. Gene Ontology annotation, biological process: cilium movement; outer dynein arm assembly. Bases 334 to 2427 code for a protein of 697 amino acids. The transcript has 10 exons. Gene Ontology annotation, cellular component: outer dynein arm. The record is from RefSeq and is a predicted model, not a curated record.
AAUUACGUUGUUGGCGGCGGCGGGCGCGAGCGUGUGGCGCGUGUUUGAUCGAUGCCGACCCGAUGAAAACCGCUCGUGUGCUCUUUCAAUUACGCAAAGAUAAUUUUGCGCAAUAAUUGGAUGAAAACAAAAGACCAUUGCAAACACGCAUCCAUAACCUUUUGUAUAUUUAUCCCGAGAUUGGCUGCGUUGCGAGAAGCAGAAAAGUUUAACGUAACUUUGGAUGAAUCCUGUCGAGUAAUAGUUACGAUUGACACUCGUCGCGCGAUAAAGUCGUCAAUUUCUCGUUGAUAUAUCGGAGGAAAGAAAAGGACUAGAUAAAAAUCCAUCACGAUGCCGCAGUCUUUAGUAAAAAAACCCACCAAAUCUGUGAUCACCCUGACCAGGAGUGUGUCACGUUACGGGAGCGAGAUGGGCAUGGACCGUGGCCUGGCCAAAGGGCUCCUGAAGCCCGACGAUCAGUUGAAUCUUAACGAGGAGGAAUUGGACGAGGACAUUGCUCGAGCGCUGACGAUGAAGAAUCACUACGAGCCGAGCUACAUAGUUCAAUGGUCCUACGCGGCGAGAGAGUUCGUCAAGCUGCCCGAUCCACCUGACCUGGUAACGACCCUCGACGUCCAGGAACUCGUGCUGCACAAAGACAGCGAGGAGGCCAAAAUCCAAUUGUCCGGUGGCGCUUACAGAAUUUCGGACGACGACGACAUCAGUGGCGAGGGCGAAGGCGAGGAAGACGAGGGUGAAGAGGACAAAGAAAAAUUCGACGAGGGUUUUGAGGAUGACAGAGAAGAAGGAGAAGCAGGACCCGACGAGCCCGAGGAAGACGAAGGCGAGGGAACACCCGGGAAACCGAAAAAAGUCCCGAAUCAGUUCAAUUAUUGCGAGCGAGCCGCACUCACUUACGACAUUCCCAUACGGGACAUGACGACACAAACCGUGCCACCACCCACUGCCAACUGUUCCGGCCAAGUUUAUCAGGGCUUGAUUUACGACGAUUACACCGCGGACUACAAUCGUCAGCAGCAGGAGAAGGAGAAGGAGAAGAAGUCGUCGCAGCAGCGCGGCCGCGACGAUCCCAAGAAGAAGGCCCAGGAGGAGAACGCGGCAAUGACGCAGCGCAUGCUCCAGGCCGUCAAGACCCUCGAGCGCAUGGUCAAUCAGAACAUCUUCGACGACCUGACCCAGGACUAUCGCUACUGGGACGACCCGAGCGACGAGUUCAAGGAGGGCGAGGGCACGCUGCUGCCCCUCUGGAAGCUCAGCUACGAGAAGACCAAGAAGCACGACGUCACGGACAUGUGCUUCAACGGCAGAUACUACGACCUCUUCGCCGUGGCCUUUGGAUCGAUGUCGUUCAACAAUCCGAUGCCCUACGGCGCGGUCUGCCUGUUCACCCUGAAAAAUCCGUCCUACCCCGAGUGGAUAUGCAUGACCGAGUCGCCGGUGAUGUGCGUGGACUUCAAUCCGCAGCAUCCGCACCUCAUAGUGCUCGGCACCCUCGACGGCUCGGUGGAGGUCUACAACGUGCAGCUGGCCUCUAGCGCGCCCCAGUACAAGAGCAACGACGUCACCCAGAAGCACGCGGGCAUCGUCUGGCAGGUCUGCUGGGCGCCCGAGACCGAGGAAGGCAAUCUCACGUUCUUCAGCGUGAGCACGGACGGCCGCGUCAAUCACUGGGUGUUGAAUCAGAACGACCUGGGCUGCACCACUGUGAUGACGCUGCUGCUCGACAGGCCACCGAUACCCGGGCCCGACGGCACACAGAUGUUGCUCAAGGGCUGCGGCACCUGCAUCGCCUUCCACCCGCAGGACCCGAGCGUCUAUCUCGUCGGCACGGAGGAGGGCACCAUCUACAAGUGCAACACGGCCUACAGCAGCUGCUACAUGAGCACGUACGAGGACGCCCACGACAUGCCCAUCUACAGGAUCGCCUUCAACAAGUUCAAUUCCGACAUAUUCGCCUCGUGCGCCGCCGAUUGGCGCAUCAAGAUUUGGGAGGACGGCCGACCAGAGCCGCUCUUCAUGUUCGAUCUCGGCGUGCCGAUCGGCGACGUCCAGUGGGCGCCCUACAGCGCGACGGUGCUCGCCUGCGUGUCGAACGACGGCAAGGUCAGCGUGUUCGACCUCAACAUCCACAAGUACAGACCGAUCUGCAGCCAAGCCGUGGUAGAUCGCAAGAGGCGCAAACCCACCAGGCUGGCCUUCAAUCACACUCUGCCCUUUAUCAUCGUGGGAGACGACAAAGGUACGAUCAACACGAUGAAAUUGUCGCCGAAUCUCCGGCAGAAGGUCAAGCCGACCAAGAAGCAGCAGAACAUGAGCCACGACGAGCUCGAGCUGGCCAAGCUCGAGAAGCUGCUGAGCUUUGUGCGCGAGCCGGCCGUUCUCGAGCCGCCGACCGACAUGAAGGAAUUCCUUAAGCCUACAUAAUCGAUACCGAG